Messenger RNA from Elaeis guineensis (African oil palm), 1573 nucleotides. RefSeq lists its product as uncharacterized. Lineage: Eukaryota; Viridiplantae; Streptophyta; Magnoliopsida; Arecales; Arecaceae. The record is from RefSeq and is a predicted model, not a curated record.
UCUAGCUUAUACAAAAAAAAAAAAAAAAAGAAAAAGAAAAGAAAAAAAAAAGAGAUCCCAUUAUGGAAAAAUGAAAAAUCAAAGCACCACCUGCUAGGCUAGCGAAGACGACGACCACGAUGUGGGCAAAGCCCAAGUGUUCCAGUGGCCUGGUCUCCCUCACGUCCAUUGCGUGAAUCCGGUCACCGCCCCACCCUGAGCCCCAGCCGUGCCGAGCGGCGGAGGAUCGAUGGGUGCCGUCACCCGCCAUCCCCUCUCCUUCUCCGCCUUCCCCACUCUUAGCCCCAGAGGCCACCACCCGCGAGCAUUCCUCUUGUCUUCUUCUUCUUCUUGGCUCGAGCUCGUGGGGAAUCGGCGGAUUCUUCCCUCACCGGGGCGUCCGGCUGUUCGAUUUCGUCCUCCCCAGGCGGCGAUUUCGGCCCGAAGAGAAGAAAUAUUCGACCCUGAGCUGCGUUCUGUGCUUGAACUUGCUACUGAUGAUGAAUUGUAUGAACUGGGAAACAUUCUCUUUGGGCCAAGCUACUUCAGUCCCUUGCUAAAAUCAAUUACAAGCAAAGAACAUGCUGAUUUUCUUAUGGGGGGAGAGGUUGUUGAGGAACGAGAAGAUUUUAUAUCACAUUUAGAGGCAAGAUUCUUCUACCUUGCAGCAGAUGCCCGUUCAACAUUGCGGGGUUGGAGACCAUCUUACAGAAAUGUCUUACUUGAUCUGAGGAGAAAACUGGGCAUUCCAUGUUCAAAGAAAUUGUCUACAGAAGACCUUGAAGUUGAAAUUUUUCUUCACAUGUUGAAUGAAUAUUCAAGCAAGGAGCUGGGUGGCAUUUCUUUGCCAUGGGACGGCACCAAACAUUCAAAUGGUCAUGGAAAUCUCGAAGUUGGACUCAGCCAGUGGAAGGUGCAUGCUUUUUCUGCAUUGAGAUUUGGGGCAAAAGAACUCCAGCAAAUAUUUCUGAAGGGUGGUGGCAUGUUAGCUGUGACAAAGAUUUAUGAAAUGUUAGCUCGGAGACUAUGUGGAAAGAUCUUCCUGGAGGCUGCAAACUAUGAGAUAAAGCAUGAAAUUGUAAAACGGGGCUUGGCUCAUGCUGCAACAAAGUAUCUUGGGCUGAAGAGUUUUAUGAUGUUACUUGGGCCACUGAUGUGGGGGACAUUUCUGGCGGACAUCGUUAUUCAAAUGCUUGGCACUGAUUAUGCUCGGAUUCUGCGGGCAAUCUAUGCAUUGGCUCAGAUCCGCCUUACACGGACAUAUGGUUGGACUUCGAAACAAUGAGUGAUGGGUGGUUCUAUUUUUACAUGUCAAUGUCUUGUCUGCGUUGGUUAGGUCAGCACAUAUUGAAUUGGUUGAAGCUGCCGUCCGGAUGUUCUUUGCGGUAGCACUGCCCCUUUUGGAGCUCCAAAGCUCCCUGUAAAUGUUUUCUUCUUUGUUUUUUGGUUUGGUAAGAUCUCGGAUAUAUUGUAGUUUCUUUAACGUGCACGGCUCCUCCACCUUUGGUGGCUUACGGUGAAGGUGUUUUUUUAAAAAAAAAAUUAAAGAUCAAUUUAAUUAUAAAAUUUGCAAUCAAUGUUAAUAUUGAAAUAA